Lotus japonicus is the source of this 1635-nucleotide messenger RNA. Its product is annotated as F-box/kelch-repeat protein At3g23880-like. Gene Ontology annotation, molecular function: protein binding. The transcript has a single exon. The record is from RefSeq and is a predicted model, not a curated record. Bases 10 to 1296 code for a protein of 428 amino acids. NCBI's taxonomy places the organism in Eukaryota, Viridiplantae, Streptophyta, Magnoliopsida, Fabales, Fabaceae.
CCACCCAACAUGAUGCAGCAACUCCUCCCACUCUCUGUUGCAGAUACAGAGCCGCCACCACCAAUUCUUAUCGACGAACUCAUCUGGGAAAUCUUGUCGUUGCUUCCGGUGAAGUCCCUUGUGCGGUUCAGGUGCGUGUGCAAGUCAUGGAAGCUCACCAUCUCCAAUCCGCAAUUCAUGAAACUGCACCUUCGUCGAUCUUCAGCUAAAGCCGCAGCAGACUUCGCAGACAGCCAAGUAGUGGUCAUGACCAAAAGAGACCAUAUCGCACACAGUCCAUUACUAUCCAAGUUCCACAUUGUCCAUGAUGAAACCUUCACCGCCGACGAACCCUGGCCGGUCCACGCCCUACGCGAACCCUUCAAUCAACCACAUGUCUCAAUCUGCUAUGCUCCUUCGCUAUUUUCAUCCCAAAACAAUGACAAACUAAAGGGCCAUUGUCGUUUGAUUGGAGCCUGCAACGGCUUGGUUUCUGUGAUCAAUGAAGGAUACAACUCUGCAGAGUCUGCAACGAAAUUAUCAUGUUGUAACUUGAACCCAGCUACCAAGUUACGAUCUCAAGUGUCACCAACUUUGUCUUUGUGUUACAAACAGUUUCACUCUUUGAUCCAUAGUGUUUUUCGUAUUUUUGGGUUUGGAUAUGAUCCUUUGAAUGACACCUAUAAAGUGGUGGUGGUUUUUUACCACAGGAAUCAUCUUGAACACUGCAUGCAAAGCGUGGCAAAUGUUUACAACAUGGGUGAUGGUUGUUGGAGAAGAAUUCAAUCUUUCCCGGAUUUUACACGUGAACAUUGGGGGCGCGGAACAGCACCGGAUCAAAAUGGAGUUUACUUGAAUGGAACAAUAAAUUGGGUGUUAAGAUUAAACAUCGCGUACGACAUUAUUUCACUUGAUUUGGGGAGCGAAGUGUGUUCACGAUUGUCACUGCCUUGUUUUCCUCCACCUGGCCCUAAAUGCGUUUACGAUCUUCCGCCAAUUCUGGGGGUUCUUAAGGAUUCCUUGUGUGUUUUGCACAAUAAUAACGAUAAGACGUUUGUGAUUUGGAAAAUGAACGAGUUUGGAGCUCAUGAGUCUUGGACUCCGCUAUUCAACUUUGAUUUCAAAAAGGAAGAUCUAUAUCGUUUUGAUAAGUUCUUUUUUUCUGAAAAUGAUGAAGUAUUAUUGAUGACACUCACCAAACAAGUUCUAUAUAACCACAGUGAUAUCACAUUCAAAUUUAAUGAUAGAGUUCAUAACUAUAUUCACGAUUGGAAUAAUAUCGAGAAUUAUGUUGAAAGUUUGGUUUCACCUUCUUGAAAUUGAAUUUAGCAAUUGGGAUCAUUGAGUCGUUCAUCAAGGAGAAGGCCAAAAGACAUGUGAACAAACUUGUUUGGAUCGAGGAUCAUGUUUGAGUGGAUUAGUCUAUAUUGGGCCAGCCCACAUAUUAUUAAGUACCUAUAUGUUCUUUUCACUAAGAGUUUCUAGAUAGUUCCAUUGUAAGAUAUUGGGCCUCCAUGAGAGCUCUUUCUCUGUAAGACCCAGGAUUUUAGAAUUAAAUAAAUAAUUAAUUUCCAACUCACGCAUAUGAUUUUGUGUAAGCGUGAGGGAAACUUGACUUGUGUUUGAUGUUUGGAUUAGUAUUAUGAAGAAGAAAGU